ACCCACUGUACUUUCCCUCUUCAAACAGAGCCAGAACCUGCAGCCAAUCAGAGCAGAGAGUCAGUCUGGCUCCGCCCCCCUCUCGCUCUCUUUCUCUCUCUCUCUCUCUCUCUCUCUCUCUCUCUCUCUAUCUUCAGUCAGACUCUCAUUCUCGGGCAGCAGAGCAGACGCGGAUCCACAGGAGAAACUCCUGACCCCUCCAGAUGACCAUGAGAGUCCUGAGCGCUUUACUCCUCAUGACUGCCGUCACAGCGCCUGUGAGAGGACAUGCAAACUUCACAGCAGAGACUCACAGCGCUCCUCCAGUAAAGACGGUGCUGAAGUCCAGCUUUCAUCUGUAUCACGAGGGGAGCGUGUUUGAGGAGACCUGCGCCGUGGUCCCGUUCCGCUCCGAAACCCUCCACAGUUGCGCCUACAACCACGGCGACCCGCUGGUGAUGAUUAUACACGGCUGGAAGAUAAAUGGACUCAUGGAGACGUGGAUCUUCGAUCUGGCUUCUGCGCUGAAGGUCCGGCUCGGCCGGGUCAACGUGUUCAUCAGCGACUGGAGGAGUCUGGCGCGUCAGCCGUAUCCAAUCGCGGCCAAGAACAGCAGACAGGUGGGGCAGGACGUGGCCACGCUGCUCAAAUGGCUGGAGGAAGUGGCACAGCUCUCCAUGGAUGAUGUUCAUCUGAUCGGCUACAGUCUGGGAGCACAUGUGGCUGGAUUCGCAGGAAGUCAUUUCAGAGGACUGAGGAAAGUGGGCCGCAUAACUGGUCUGGAUCCGGCCGCGCCACACUUCGAGGGUCUGCCGGCAUUUGACAGACUGUCUCCGGACGACGCUCAGUUCGUGGACGCCAUCCACACCUUCACCGGCAACAGCUUCAUGCCAGGAGUGGGAAUAAAGCAGAGCGUCGCUCACGUGGACUUCUACCCCAACGGAGGAUCUUUUCAGCCCGGCUGCAAGAUGCUCGACAUUUACAGCAACGUCUUCCAGUACGGCCUGGAAGGUGUUCCCAAAACCAUAAAAUGCGCCCACGAGCGCGCCGUCAAACUCUUCACCGACUCCCUCGUCAACGCCAGCCAGCCCAUAAUAGGCUACCGCUGCCGUGACGACAGCACCUUCAACAAAGGCCUGUGUCUGGACUGCAAGCAGAUGCGCUGCAACACGCUGGGCUUCGACGUGCGUCGCGAGCGUGCGGGGAGGAACGCUAAAGGCCUGUACCUCAGAACGGGCCCGCAGGUGCCCUAUAGAGUGUUUCACUACCAGAUCAGAGUCCUGCUGAAGAACCUGAUCGAGCCCGUCGAAGCCUCGCUGUCCGUCACGCUCAACGGGACCGGAGGAGAGAGCCCAGAACUACCCAUAAUCCUGCAUCAGGAGAGCACGGGUCUGAAGUCCUUCUCGUCUCUGCUGGCGGUGGCGUCCGAUCUGGGCCAGCUCAGCUCCGUGCGGCUGGUCUGGAAGGGUGAGCUGGUCUGGUCCAACUGGAUGAGGCGCGUCAGGAACAUCAUGAACUGGAACACUUCCGAUCAGGACACGGAGCUCAGUGUCUGGAGGAUCUGCAUCAAAUCAGGAGAAAGUCAGGAGAAGAUGUGGUUCUGUGGUGCCUCAGCCGGAGUCUCCCGUCUGAGGAUCUCGGAGGAGCAGGAGUUCAGACGCUGCCGGAGCUCGUCGUCUCCUUCACAAACAUGAGGACGCACAGCACCGCUUCAACCCAGUCUUUUUAUUAAUGCAG
This is a messenger RNA of Labeo rohita (rohu), 1716 nucleotides long. It is a transcript of the gene lipcb, whose product is annotated as hepatic triacylglycerol lipase. The record is from RefSeq and is a predicted model, not a curated record. Gene Ontology annotation, biological process: lipid metabolic process. The transcript is spliced from 9 exons. NCBI's taxonomy places the organism in Eukaryota, Metazoa, Chordata, Actinopteri, Cypriniformes, Cyprinidae. Gene Ontology annotation, molecular function: apolipoprotein binding; triacylglycerol lipase activity. The coding region runs from base 204 to 1673 and encodes 489 amino acids.